UACAGUAUACGAUAGACGCCCUUUUCUUCGUGGCGAACGAAACCCUAAUCAUCACUCCUCCUCCUCCAAUCCAUCAUCCUCCAAAUUUGAUUCUGCAAUUGUCUGUUCUUUCUUCAAAUUUGAUUCAGUUCGAUUUCUUCGUAGCCCACCAUGGAUGCUCAGCGAGCUCUGUUAGACGAACUUAUGGGAGCAGCUCGUAAUCUGACAGACGAAGAGAGAAGAGGGUUCAAGGAGGUUAAGUGGGAUGAUAGAGAGGUCUGUGCAUUCUAUAUGGUUCGAUUUUGUCCUCAUGACCUCUUCGUUAACACUCGAAGCGAUCUUGGAGCGUGCUCGAGAAUUCAUGAUCCAAAGUUGAAAGAGAGUUUCGAAAACUCUCCGAGGCAUGAUUCCUAUGUGCCUAAAUUCGAGGCUGAGCUUGCACAGUUUUGUGUGAAGUUGGUGAAUGAUCUUGAUAGGAAGGUCAGGCGUGGACGUGAACGCCUUGCACAAGAGGUUGAGCCGCCUCCACCACCUUCUCUAUCUGCAGAAAAAGCUGAACAAUUGUCUGUUUUGGAGGAAAAAGUUAAGAACCUUUUGGAACAAGUGGAAGCACUUGGUGAAGAGGGCAAAGUGGAUGAAGCUGAAGCGCUAAUGAGGAAGGUGGAAGCGCUUAAUGCUGAGAAGACAGUCUUGUUACAGCGACCAACUGAUAAGGUACUUGCUAUGGCACAAGAGAAGAAAAUGGCACUGUGUGAGGUUUGUGGAUCAUUCCUUGUGGCUAAUGAUGCUGUAGAAAGGACGCAGUCUCAUGUCACUGGAAAACAACAUGUUGGCUAUGGCUUGGUUCGGGAGUUUCUUGCUGAACAAAAAGCUGCUAAAGAUAAAGGAAAGGAAGAAGAAAAGCUAGUCAGAGGAAAAGAAGCAGAUGAUAAGCGGAAACCAAGGGAAAAGGAAAGCGAGAGUAAGAGGAGUGGGUCUAGUGAUAGAGAUAGACACCGUGAUCGGGAUCGGGACAGAGAUGGUGAUAGACACAGGGACCGUGGUAGGGAUCAUAGAAAGCCUUAUGACAGGAGAUCGAGGAGUGGGAGAGAGGGUCGUGAUCGAAGCAGGUCACGAUCUCCUCAUGGAAGGUCUGGUCACAGAAGAGUGUCAAGAAGCCCCAUUCGCCAGUACUAGUUGGAGACCCUCAUGGAAGGUCUAGCCACAGAAGGGUGUAGAAAAUCCCAUUUGCCACCACUAGUUUGAGAUAAAUGUGUUGUCGCUCUGUCUUGGGACCAAGGAACUUUGCACAUUAAUGAGCUAUUCUAAGAGUUUGAGACCUUACCCCUUCAUCGGUUAUUUGUUAAGAGGUCAAAAGCGUUGAGGUAGGUAUAACCAUAUAACCUUUACAUUUUCAUUGUAUUUCACAACGUUUGGGAUGCUAUAGCCUCUUUGAUUUCGUCGGUUGGUACCCAUUUCUAGUUUGAUAUACUUUUCUGAUUGAAAAGACUACAGAAUCGGGAAUAUUUGGCUUGAAUGACACAGAUACUAUUUGAGGUACCAAAUAUAUGACUAGAAGUCAUCCUUUUACUAGAAGUUGGUUUCAGUUUUGAGUUUGAAUAAUAAUCUUUGGCUUUGGGGUUAAAUUCAGUUUUGUUACAUUUCUUUGGAACAUUUGGUUGCAAAAUAAAGCCUUCAAUAAAGGAAUCUCUGCGAACCCAGGAAACACAUUGGAUGGGUCGGCUUGGUAUUUGAUUUGUAUCGGCUAUCGGUAGGUAAGGAAUUCUCUGGUGGGAGCAAGAACAGUUUUGAUGGUUUCUGUUGAGGUCCCAAGAACAGUUUUGGGUGUUUGUGUUGAGGUCCCAAGAACAAGGUCUGUGUUGAUGUUUUGGCCUAUCUCAAAGUUGGUUGGCCUUUGUGUAAAACCUGGAUAAACCUGUCAUAUAAACAUUACAAAUGUCUUUUCUUUUCUGAUUUCUGUCUUUGAUUCAAAUAAAAACCUCAGCUUGUUUGUGAAUGAAUACCUUGUUUUGGGGCUU
Molecule: messenger RNA, 1997 nt
Organism: Camelina sativa (false flax)
Lineage: Eukaryota; Viridiplantae; Streptophyta; Magnoliopsida; Brassicales; Brassicaceae
Biological process (GO): mRNA splice site recognition
Cellular component (GO): U1 snRNP
Molecular function (GO): mRNA binding
Source: RefSeq, a predicted model, not a curated record